Periophthalmus magnuspinnatus is the source of this 931-nucleotide messenger RNA. RefSeq names its product myc target 1a (gene myct1a). Lineage: Eukaryota; Metazoa; Chordata; Actinopteri; Gobiiformes; Gobiidae. The transcript is spliced from 2 exons. Gene Ontology annotation, cellular component: nucleoplasm. The record is from RefSeq and is a predicted model, not a curated record. The coding region runs from base 220 to 822 and encodes 200 amino acids.
AUGUGACAGUGUGGUUUUCCAACUUCCACAACGGAUUGCCUCUCGCAUUUCUUCUGGUCGGAGGCUCCGUAAGAGGGACUUGGAGAGCAUACACAAGACCAGGAAAAUCCAUCAGAAGUUUAAAGCAAAGCAUUCUUUUUUCAAGGGGGAAAUGAGAAGUUGGGAGAGGAAAAGUAGGCUAUAAAAAUUGUCUUCUUCUCUGACACAGGCAACCAAGUCAUGGCAGAGAACAGCACAAAUAUCUUUCUGGAAAUACUUCAGUCUUAUGAUGCAGUGCCUCUGAUCAUUGCUUUCUGUGUGUCGGUGGCUGUGGGUCUAGUCUUGGGUGCUGUGAUCUAUGUGCUCCUAACCUGGAUGUCCCGGCGCAAGGCAGGCUCUGUAAGCAUCACACGACGGCCCUCUCGCAAAUCCCGCACCUCUUCACGGUCGCGCCCCAAUUUCAAACGCAACAACAGCUACGAUCGCCGCAGUAACAACAACUUACUGGGAGCUGCCUUUAGCUUCCACCGCCAGAGCUCUUCCCCUGAUCAGCUGGACCCAUUGGGGUACAAAUCAAGCUUUAGAGGAUCCACAUUCCACCCUUUGCUCCAUUGCAGCCAAAUUGCAAGAGAGGCAGAGGAGGGGAGCCCAACUUCACUUCCACGUACCCCAACUUUGACCUCCUCCACAGGGACAGCUCAAGCCUCUGAGCAGGUUGCUGUUGAUCCAUCCAGACCAGAGUCUUUUUGGGGAAACACAAGUCUGAGAGGUUUCCAUGUAACACAAACUCCACCUCCAGCUUAUGAGAGCAUCAUCCGAGCUUAUCAGGAAACAAGCACCUGAGGAGAUAGACCAGAGAGCGUAAUGGUUAAGGGACAUUUAUACUGUAUACUUUUAUUGAAUUAAUUGUGUUCUGUAACGUACAAUGUGGGAAGUUAUUUAUGUAAAGAAA